Messenger RNA from Myotis myotis, 690 nucleotides. Its product is annotated as oocyte-expressed protein homolog. Gene Ontology annotation, cellular component: protein-containing complex; apical cortex. NCBI's taxonomy places the organism in Eukaryota, Metazoa, Chordata, Mammalia, Chiroptera, Vespertilionidae. The coding region runs from base 40 to 501 and encodes 153 amino acids. The record is from RefSeq and is a predicted model, not a curated record. Gene Ontology annotation, biological process: embryonic pattern specification; establishment or maintenance of apical/basal cell polarity. The transcript has a single exon. Gene Ontology annotation, molecular function: RNA binding.
AGAGCCACUCGACCUCGCCCUGGAGCUGCAGCUCCCAGCAUGGUCGACCAGCCCGGUGCUGUGGUCCAGGAGGACCCAUGGAUGUCCGCGCAGGCCCUGGACAGGCUGCUGAAGAUGCCGCUUCCACUGCCACGGAUUCGCACCCGGCCCUGGUGGUUUCCUGCGCUGGAGCUGAGAGACCCAUUGGUGUUUUACCUGGAGGCAUGUCUGGCUGACCCCAUCUUCGGCAAAAACGGAGCCAUGAUUCCGGAAAUAGAGUGGAUGAACCAGGUCCUGCUGACGGUGGAAAAGGUGAACUCCGGGAGCUUAAUCGAAAUCACUGUUUUCGGACAGCCCCGUGUCCAAAAUAGGGUGAAAAGCGUGCUCCUCAGCCUGGCAGCAAGGCACCGGGAGAACCGUGCCCGAGAUAAGAAGAUAAAACAACUUGAGAAGUUCUUGAAGGCCCAUGGGUCACCUCCCCCGACUCCCCAGUCUGCCGGUUCUGGGUCUCCUGUUGCAUGAUAUUGGCAGGAGCAUUAUGAGAACCGACCUGCUCCUGCUCCUGCUCCUGAAGUUAAAAGAAGCAAGUGUCCUUAAAUCUCAGCUUCUUUCUUUCUUUUGCUGGAUGGAUGGGUGGUUUGGUUUUUCUGAUGCAGAUGUGAGUGCAGUUGUAAUAAAAUGAAUUUCCUUUUUGUCCACUGAAAUAAAAAU